Molecule: messenger RNA, 7250 nt
Organism: Pocillopora meandrina
Lineage: Eukaryota; Metazoa; Cnidaria; Anthozoa; Scleractinia; Pocilloporidae
Source: the annotation of a GenBank genome assembly
UUCUUUGUGUUGUUGCCUACAGGAGCCGCUGCUUGUAUUGAAUUGAAGAGAUUUGAAGAAGCAAUCACUUGGUGUGAUAAGGGACUAGCUGUAUCCUUUGAAGGAAUCUUUCAUUUCUAACCGUGCGUAUAAUGGAAAAAAGUUUCCAGCUCAUAUACUUUCAAGGCAGAAAAUACAAAGAAAGAAAGAACAAAGAACUUGUCAGCUCAUAUACUUUAAGUGUGUGUGAUUAAAAACAUAGGAGAAGUUAUUACCUCAUGACUUAUUAAUGAAAUUACUCCUUUUAGCCAAUUUGACUUAGUUCUACUAUCCAUGCCAAUAACUGGUACAUUAGUUUAAAUAACCCUUUAAUUUCCCAGACCAAAUUUGUAAUUAUCCUUAUAGUCAGCCAUACAAUUCUUGUAAUGUUAGUACAGAGAAUUCAGUAUUGCAUCAACUAACUAUUUUGAAAUUGAUAUAUUUUUUUUUUACUCUCAACACUUAUCUGAUUGAUAUUGUAUUGCUAUUGUAAGGAGAAAUUCUCUUUUGGUCACUCACGGGAGUUAAAGGGUUAGAAGACUAAUAUUCAUCCAGUUUAUACAUAGUACUUGGGUAGAUGAUCUCUCUAAAACAAGCCAGAACAAAAAGCUCUUUAUUGUUUACAUAUCUUAUGCAGAUUUUCUGCCUUCGACCUUUGGCUUCUAGUUAGAGACUCAGAAACUUUCGUUGUGCUUUCCUAUGGACAAAUAAAAAUUUUAAAGAUAUGUAUUUAUUUUAUAUAUUUUUGUUUUUUCCACAUUUUUAACCCUUCACAUAAAAAAGAUUGACAAAAACAAUAGGAUCUUCUCGUCAUUAAGACUUCAGUCUAUCAGUGAAGUGGGAGAUAAGUCCAUGGAGGAAAAAGAUCCUAUUAGUCAUGACCACGGUAGUGCAAGUUCAGGUGAUGUCAAGAAAGUCAUAGAUCUCUAUAAUCAGGGAAAAGAAGCCAUAGAGUACAACAACCUACAUCUUAAAAUAGCUAAAGAAGUAGGAGACAAGCAUGGGGAGGGUAACGCUUAUGGCAAUCUUGGCAAUGCUUAUGACCGUCUGGGUGAUUUCAAAAAAGCCAUAGAGUACCACAACCUAGAUCUUAAAAUAGCUAAAGAAGUAGGAGACAAGCAUGGGGAGGGUAACGUUUAUGGCAAUCUUGGCAAUGCUUAUCUUAGUCUGGGUGAUUUCAAAAAAGCCAUAGAGUACCACAACCUACAUCUUAAAAUAGCUAAAGAAGUAGGAGACAAGCAUGGGGAGGGUGUUGCUUAUGGCAAUCUUGGCAAUGCUUAUCUUAGUCUGGGUGAUUUAAAAAAAGCUAUAGAGUACCACAACCUACAUCUUAAAAUAGCUAAAGAAGUAGGAGACAAGCAUGGGGAGGGUAACGCUUAUGGCAAUCUUGGCAAUGCUUAUCUUAGUCUGGGUGAUUUCAAAAAAGCCAUAGAGUACCACAACCUACAUCUUAAAAUAGCUAAAGAAGUAGGAGACAAGCAUGGGGAGGGUGGUGCUUAUGGCAAUCUUGGCAAUGCUUAUCUUAGUCUGGGUGAUUUAAAAAAAGCUAUAGAGUACCACAACCUACAUCUUAAAAUAGCUAAAGAAGUAGGAGACAAGCAUGGGGAGGGUGUUGCUUAUGGCAAUCUUGGCAAUGCUUAUGACCGUCUGGGUGAUUUCAAAAAAGCCAUAGAGUACCACAACCUAGAUCUUAAAAUAGCUAAAGAAGUAGGAGACAAGCAUGGGGAGGGUGGUGCUUAUGGCAAUCUUGGCAAUGCUUAUCUUAGUCUGGGUGAUUUCAAAAAAGCCAUAGAGUACCACAACCUAGAUCUUAAAAUAGCUAAAGAAGUAGGAGACAAGCAUGGGGAGGGUGGUGCUUAUGGCAAUCUUGGCAAUGCUUAUCUUAGUCUGGGUGAUUUAAAAAAAGCUAUAGAGUACCACAACCUACAUCUUAAAAUAGCUAAAGAAGUAGGAGACAAGCAUGGGGAGGGUGUUGCUUAUGGCAAUCUUGGCAAUGCUUAUGACCGUCUGGGUGAUUUCAAAAAAGCCAUAGAGUACCACAACCUAGAUCUUAAAAUAGCUAAAGAAGUAGGAGACAAGCAUGGGGAGGGUGGUGCUUAUGGCAAUCUUGGCAAUGCUUAUCUUAGUCUGGGUGAUUUCAAAAAAGCCAUAGAGUACCACAACCUACAUCUUAAAAUAGCUAAAGAAGUAGGAGACAAGCAUGGGGAGGGUAACGCUUAUGGCAAUCUUGGCAAUGCUUAUCUUAGUCUGGGUGAUUUCAAAAAAGCCAUAGAGUACCACAACCUAGAUCUUAAAAUAGCUAAAGAAGUAGGAGACAAGCAUGGGGAGGGUAACGCUUAUGGCAAUCUUGGCAAUGCUUAUCUUAUAAUAAUAAUAAUAAUAAUAAGGACUUUAUUUAUAGAGGGGGACACGUAACAGCUGAAAAGCUGACAAACCUGUGGCCCUCUAACUAGAUUAUACAGCAUUACAAAAUAAUACUAAUAAAUAGAUAAAUAUACAAAUAAUUACAAAAUUCUAUGAUAGAAAUAGCAGGAUAUAUUAAAAAUAUUCAGAAAGAUAAAAUUAAUUUAUAAAAAAUUAAAAUUAGAUAAUGUGCUAUUGCUUAAUAUUGUUUCAAAGUUGUCCAGGUUUCUAUAUGAGCUUAUAAAAUACUUUUUCACAGCUGUUUUGAAUAGUUUUAUACUAGGCUUAUUUUUGAUAUUAUGGGAAGGCUGUUCCAUAACUUAACUGCGUCAACACUGAAUGCCUUGCCACCAUCGUUAUUUCUUAGGUAUUUGGGACACACUAAAUUUAAAUUGCCAUGUCUAGUAGACCUAUUGUGUACAGAACUGUUCGUCUUGAGCAAGUCUCUGAUGUAAAUCGGAACAUCGCCUUUAAGGCUCUUAAAAAUCAUUGUACACUUAUUUAGUUUGAUUUCAUCAAAAAAGGCAACCAGCCUAGUUUACUAAAGUUUAUAACACUUCUAGAAUAAGAGUCAACUCCAAGGAUUACUCGGGCAGCCCUUUUCUGUAACCUUAGGAGACAGUGGAGUUCUUUAGCGUCGCAGAUAUUCCAAACCAUGCUCCCAUACAUAAGGACGGGUUUAAUCAAGGCGUUAUAGUAUAAGAGUCUUUCUUUUAUUGGAAGGUACCCUUUUAUCUUCUUCAAUAAACCAAUACGCUGAGAAAGCUUGGCCUUUAGACUAGAAAUGUGGUCGCUAAAUGUAAGAUCUUGAUCGAGUGUUACACCAAGCAAUUUAUAAGAAGUUACUUGUUCUAUUUCGGCCCCAUCAAGGGUUAUUGACAGGUGAUUGCCUUCCGCUAAUGAUGAAUGUAGCCUCUUUCCGGUGAUAAGUAAUGCAUUGGUUUUAACGGCGUUUAGGACCAUCCCAUUUUCGCUAGACCAUUUACUUAAUUUAUCCAUGUAUUCUUGAAGACGUCGUUCCAAUUCCAAAGGUGCAUUAUCGAUAUUAGCGCUGGCUUUAAAUGUGGUGUCAUCCGCGUAAGCAUGAAUAGUUGAGUCCGAUCCAACAGCUUCGGGAAGAUCAUUGACGAAAAUUAAAAAACAGUAGAGGUCCUAAUAUGCUACCUUGAGGAACUCCAUUGGUUAGCGUAAGUUGUGACGAAGUCGAGUUAUUUACAGUAACACACUGUUUGCGAUUGAGUAGAUAGCUCUGCAAUAGCUUUUACAACAUUAUCUGGAAAUCUAUAUGAUCUUAACUUUAUCAGGAGAAUGUCAUGAUUGAUCAAGUCGAAUGCCUUGCUAUAGUCCACAAAAAACUAAGCCGCUGACGUUGUUCUUAUCAAGGUCAAGAAGGACUUGGUCCAGAAGAAACAACAAAGCAGUAUCCGUGGAGUGGUUUUACGGAACCCUGAUUGGAAGCGGUAUAAAAGUGAAUUUUCUGUUAAGUAGGUGUUCACAGCAUUGAAGAUGUGUCUUUCAAAGACUUUAGAAAGAAUAGGCAAAAUGCUAAUAGGACGAUAGUUUUGAAUAUCUUGCUUGUUUCCUUGAUUCUUGAAAAGAGGUUUAACCUUUGCUAUUUUCCAUUGUGAGGGAAAUGUACAAGUUUCAAUACAGUGAUUUAUAAUUUUAGCUAUGGAGCAUGAUAUUUCAGGAGCUGCAAUCCUUAGAACUCUGGCACCAAGCCCAUCGAUUCCCGUGGCUUUGUGUGUAGGUAUACUUAGAAGAUAAUCGUUAACCUCACUAGGAGUUAUUUGCGGAAUAAGAUUUUCAAUUUGACUGUUAGAUUUGUCUGGUGGACCAGGAAGAGCAUCAUAAUGAAGUACAGGUGUCGACUUUAUGAGACGUUUAUAUACAUCAACGAAGAAGCGGUUAAAGCGUUCAGCGAUUGAAUGGUCAUCCUUUAUCAAGUUGUUGUUUUCGUCAGCAAUAGGGACGGAGUCGUCGUUAUUCUUUGUAUCUUUAGAUAGGUCUUUAAUUAAAGACCAAAGUUUCUUUUGGACAUUUUUGAUUUUUACUGAACUGAGUUUUAAAGUACUGUUCCUUCGCAUUUCUUAGUUUCCUCGUCACUUUGUUUUUAACCAGUUUAAAAGCAGACCAAUCUUGCUUAUUUUGUGUUCUCCUGGCCCUCUUUAGAAGAUUAUCACGUUUAUUUAUUUCGUUGUAUAGAUCAUUAGUGAACCAUUUUGGCUGAUUGAUUUUCUUCACACUCUUGGACUUUAAAGGUGCGUGAUUAUCAAGAAUGUCAUUAAAGAUUUUGUACCAAGAUUCAACAAUGUCAUCGGCAUCUCGAAAAACAAAGGAGAUAUCCCAAGGGGCUUCUCUGAGGUCUCGCAGAAAGCACUCUUUGUUGAUUUUGUCGAUAUUUCUGUAUUUGAUUUUGGAAUGUUGUUUACGUUGUGCAUCCAUGGUUUUGUAGCACCUCAAGAUGGUGACCGGAAGGUGAUCGGAAAGUCCAGAUUUACCUAUGGAUACUUCUCUAAUUCUAGCAGGAUGACUAGAAUAAAUAUGGUCUAAGCACGCAUCAGAGGCAGGUCUUGUUACCCCAUUUACCAUCUGCGUUAGUCCAAGACUGUUCAGUGCCUUUGCGAGACAAUGUUUUGAAUAACAGUUGAAAUCAAUAUAAUCCAAAUUAAAGUCUCCCAGAAUAAUCAAUUCAUUGUUUUGGAGAUGGGCAUUUUCAAUAUUUUUACCCAAGCUCUCAUUAUAAUCUUUGUUGGCUGAAGGUGGACGGUAAACACCAGAUAUCAAAAUCGGUCUCUUUGAUUUAUGAGGACAAAUUUGAAGCCAGAGAGUUUCAAGAUCAUCCAGUUCCAAAUCUUAGUCUGGGUGAUUUCAAAAAAGCCAUAGAGUACCACAACCUAGAUCUUAAAAUAGCUGAAGAAGUAGGAGACAAGCAUGGGGAGGGUAACGCUUAUGGCAAUCUUGGCAAUGCUUAUGACCGUCUGGGUGAUUUCAAAAAAGCCAUAGAGUACCACAACCUAAUUCUUAAAAUCGCUAGAGAAGCAGGAGACAAGCAUGGGGAGGGUAACGCUUAUGGCAAUCUUGGCAAUGCUUAUCUUAGUCUGGGUGAUUUAAAAAAAGCCAUAGAGUACCACAACCUACAUCUUAAAAUAGCUAAAGAAGUAGGAGACAAGCAUGGGGAGGGUGUUGCUUAUGGCAAUCUUGGCAAUGCUUAUCUUAGUCUGGGUGAUUUCAAAAAAGCCAUAGAGUACCACAACCUACAUCUUAUAAUAGCUAAAGAAGUAGGAGACAAAUCCUCGGAGGCAAUAGCCUACUGUUCACUAGGAUUGGUUUUUGAGUUACAAGGUAGACUGCCAAAAGCCGUUGAACAUUACCAAGCUAGCAUAAACUUAUUCAAUUCCUUGAGAGUACUUCUAAUAUCUAAAGAUGAGUGGAAAGUUAAUUUUCGAAAUCAGCAUCAAGUGGCGUAUACGGGUUUGUGGAGAGUUCUCGUAGAACAAGGUAAUGUAGAUGAAGCCUUAUUUGUUGCUGAGAAAGGACGAGCUCAAGCUCUGACCGACCUCAUGGAAUCCAGUUUUUGUGGUGGAACAAGUCACCACAAGGGAGAAGAUGAAGAUUGCGCAGUUUUAAAAAACGUUCCAUCGAACACUGUCUUUCAGGCAGUGGACAAAGCUAACGUCAAUCUUUGGGUUGUGUCCGAAGGAAAACAAGUUCAGUUAAGACAAAGUAAACUCAAAGGUUUUGUUUCAGAGAAUAGUGGAUCUAGCCUGUCCUUUGAGGCGUUCAUGCUCGAUGUCUAUACACAACUUGGUGUUCGUUCUAAUGUGAGAUGCGAGAAUCGAUCUUUAGAUGCUUUGAGGGAGGGCCGUUCGAAAGUGGAUGAGAAAACCAAAGAAGCCAAGCCUCAACCUCACAUCCAACAAGACGGAUGCUUGAGCACUUUGUAUGAUAUCGUUAUGAAGCCGGUGGCUGACUUGAUUGAAGGGGAUGAGCUACUCAUUAUUCCUGAUGGACCCCUGUGGAUCGCUCCUUACGCUGCAUUGAAGGAUGGUAAUUCUAAAUACCUGUGUGAAUCGUUCACAAUCCGAGUCGCUCCAUCGUUAGCAAGUCUUAGACUCAUUGCCGAUUGCCCAGAUGAUUAUCACAAAAGCAGUGGUGCGUUACUUGUAGGAGAUCCGUGGGUAUCCGAGGUUACUAACAGCGAGGGAAAGAAAGUCUUCGAGCAGCUUCAGUAUGCUAAAAAAGAAGUAGAAAUGAUCGGAAACAUUCUGAAUAUCACGCCGAUCACUGGAAGUCAGGCCACGAAAUGUGAGGUGUUGAAGAGACUCAGUUCCGUUUCCCUAGUUCACUUUGCGGCACACGGAUGUAUGGAAACUGGCGAAAUUGCUCUUACACCUGACCCAGACCGAAUAUCUACUGUGCCAACGGAGGAGGAUUACAUUUUAACAAUUGGAGAUGUGUUGAAUGCUCAACUUCGGGCCAAACUUGUUGUGCUUAGUUGCUGCCACAGCGGCCGGGGCGAGAUCAAGGCUGAAGGUGUGGUUGGCAUUGCGCGCGCUUUUAUGGGGGCUGGUGCUCGGUCUAUUGUGGUGUCCCUGUGGGCGAUUGAUGACGAGGCUACUCUUGAGUUCAUGAAACACUUUUAUCAACAACUUGCAGGAGGUAAACCAGCAAGCGAGUCACUGAACCUGGCCAUGAAAAGCCUCAGAGAAUCAGACAAGUUCUGCGACAUCAAACACUGGGCGCCCUUUUUGCUGAUUGGAGAUGACGUCACUCUUGACUUCAUGGCAAAGGAAAGAGGAAAUUUGAAUAUGAAAUCACAUAAAUGA